Xiphophorus hellerii (green swordtail) is the source of this 6907-nucleotide messenger RNA. It is a transcript of the gene gramd4a, whose product is annotated as GRAM domain containing 4a. Gene Ontology annotation, biological process: apoptotic process; negative regulation of toll-like receptor 9 signaling pathway. The record is from RefSeq and is a predicted model, not a curated record. Bases 335 to 2188 code for a protein of 617 amino acids. The transcript has 20 exons. Lineage: Eukaryota; Metazoa; Chordata; Actinopteri; Cyprinodontiformes; Poeciliidae.
CCAGCUCCCCGCUUGUUUCUGUGAUAUCAACCAGAAAGAGCAGGGCACGGCUCGUCUCUGUAAGCAGCGGGUCUUAACGGCGCAACUGGUAUUUCUGAAAAAAAAAAUUGAAGUAUUUCUUCCGUUUUAAUGACCAGCCUGUCCGUCUAACCGCAACAAGCAGAGGAGGAUACAGUCCUUUGGACCGUGCUGAGCGGAGAGCGCGGCGGACAUUGCAGGGAUGGAGGGACCCAGAAAGCAGUCGUCGUCGUGAGGCUGAGAGACGGACGCUAAUUUGGAGCAGCAGCAGGUGUACGGAAGGAUAAAAGCAGAACCGGAGGGAAUCUCAGUGUUCAUGAAACUUUGCUACGAUUUACGUGCUGGGGUUGCCGUCCGCCAUGUUAAGGUAAAGCCCAGGUGCGCGGUGUUGACCAUGCUAAAGCGCCUGGACAAGAUCCGCUUCCGAGGUCCCAGGUCGAGAGACGACUUCCCGGAUCUGGGCGAGUCGCCGCCUGCCUCCGACACCGAAUGUAACGACGACGUGCCGCCGAAGCCCCGAGCGGCUCCGCGGGACACGGAGGACAUCCUGCGAGACCCUGCUGGUUCGGGAUCUCCCACCAUGGCAGCUGCCGUUCAGGACUACCAGAGGUCGGAGUCGGAACGCCUCAGUGAAGUCAAAGGUCACUUGGAAAUUGCCUUAUUGGAGAAACAUUUCCUACAGGAGGAGCUGAGGAAGUUGCGGGAAGAGACCAAUGUGGACUCGCUGCGGCAGGAGCUGGAGAGGGAGCGGAGUAAAAGGCUGGAUCUGGAGCAGAAGAUGAACGAGGUCCUCAGGACGAGAUUGGAGGACUCGCCACCGCAGCCUCCCCGAAAACAGCAGUCGCCCUCCAACAAUGGCACGGCGGAGAAACAGCAGAAGGAGGUGUGGAGUUCGCGGCUGCAGAAGUGGCUCUACGAGCGGUUCGGGGUUUACAUCGAAGACUUCCGCUUCCAGCCAGAGGAGAGCACUGUGGAGACGGAGGAGCCGCUAAGUGCUAAAAGGUUGACGGAAAACAUGAGGCGACUCAAACGAGGAGCCAGACCUGUCACUAACUUCUUAAGGAACCUCUCCGCCUUAUCUAACUGGCACUCUGUCUACACCUCAGCUAUUGCCUUCAUUAUCUACAUGAAUGCUGCUUGGCAUGGUUGGGCAAUUCCCAUGUUCCUCUUCCUGGCCAUCCUGCGCUUGUCUUUGAAUUACCUCAUUGCCAGAGGGUGGAGGAUUCAGUGGAGCAUUGUGCCUGAAGUGUCUGAACCCAUGGAGCCCCCAAAGGAAGACCUGACUGUAUCUGAAAAGUUUCAGCUUGUACUCGAUGUGGCACAAAAAGCUCAGAACAUCUUCGGUAAGAUGGCCGACGUUCUGGAGAAGAUAAAGAAUCUGUUUAUGUGGGUGCAGCCAGAUAGCACCAGGAAGCUCUACAUCUGCCUGUGGGUUGCUUUCAUCUUCUCCUGCGUCCUCCCGUACAAGCUGAUGGGUUUCAUGAUGGGAGUGUAUGCCGGUAUCAAGUUCUUCAUUAUAGACUUCCUGUUUAAGAGCUGUCCGAAGCUUCGGGACAAGUACGACACGCCGUACAUCGUGUGGAACAGCCUCCCCACCGACCCCCAGCUCAAAGAGCGGACCAACGCCACUGUGUCCCGGCGGCUCUCCUGCAUUGAGAAGGUUCAGCCGGUGGUGUCUCGGAGCAGCCUCGCCACCGUCCCCAGCGGCAUGAGCAGAGAAGACGACGCCGGUCGCUCCCACAGCACCAAAAAGGGUCCCUUCCACGAGAUCUUCAACCUGCCGGAAACAGAGCGCCCUCUGGCGGUGUGCGAGAACGGCUGGAGGUGUUGUCUGAUAAACAGAGAUAGGAAGAUGCCCACAGACUACAUCAGGAAUGGAGUUCUUUACGUCACAGAGAAUUACCUUUGCUUCGAGAGCUCCAGCUCCAAAUCCAGCUCUUCCAAGAAGAAUAAAGUGAUCAAGCUAGUGGACAUCACAGACAUCCAGAAGUACAAAGUGCUGUCGGUCCUGCCGGGAAGCGGCAUGGGCAUCUCUAUAGCCACUCCCUCCACUCAGAAGCCGCUGGUGUUUGGCGCCAUGAUCCACAGAGACGAGGCGUUCGAGACCAUCUUCACCCAGUACAUGAAGAUUGUGACCACCUCCAAACCACCGGCCAGCACAGAGCUUUAGACCCUUCCCCAUUUCCACUCCUCGUUGAUGUUGGGGAGCUUCUGAUUUCCCUCAAAUUCCUCCGGCUCUCUGGACGAGCGGCAGCUUCUUGUUGGAGGCACCUAGGGGAAACUGCUCAUCCUGAAGGGGGCGCUAACAGAGGAGUAGUUUUAACCAAUCAGCAGAGGGCUGAUGGAGGAGCUGGAUCUCCUCUUCCAACUGACUUUUUCUGGCUUUCUUGGUUCUGGUGUUGCAUGUGUGGGUGUGUGUGUUAUUGUGCGUCAGUUAUAUAUUUUUUUUCUCUCCAUCACUCCCCACUCAACGGGGCGCCGUCUGCUACAAUAGGAAGCUCUCUCUAGCAGAUAACAGAACCUACUUUAAACUGCCAGAUGCAGAAGUUCUUGCUGUAUAUCAAAGUAUUCAUGUCAAACCGGUGCCUCUUGGCUAAACCCGACAGAACCAGAGGUGUGAACAUGUCCGACUGUUUUCGUUUUUCUGUUUUCUUCUGUGUUUUAUUAGCUGUGAAGACGUCAGCCUGCAACUGACACCAGAGCCUUUCUGUUAGUUUACAUCGCCGUCUUCGGCGCCGUCCGGCUUACGAACUGACAAAAACGUCUCAGCCUCCGCUUCUGUGUUUUUGUAAGUGUGCAGACGUGAAAUGUGUCGUGAACUUUUUUUUUUUUGCCGCCUUAUCCUUUGGAAGUCUUUUGUUUGUCUUCUUAGACAGCCUUUGUUUUCUUUGUUUGGAUGCUGGUAGCGGUGCGAGCUGCCGAUUGUAUCCAAGACGAGAGCACAACGCUGACUGCCAUUUAGAUAGGUGGCGGUUGGAAAUCGCAGAUUCCUCACAAGCUGUGUGACGAAAUCUAUUUUUAUUUUUUAAACAGCUGGUAUAUUUGCUGCACUUUACCAGAACUCCUAACUGAACUAGCUGGGAUGUGUGUUGGACACUUAAAAUCUUGACGCAUUCUUUUGUUCAACAAAAGCAGACUCUGAAGUCCCAUGAAUAAAAUGUGCAAUUAAAAUAAUAAUUUAACCCUCACAUUAUUUAUCAGCUGGAAAUCAAAGCCAGCUUGCAUAGAGAAAUGUAAAAAAAACAAAACUCUUCUGAUUUAUCUCACUUGAAAUGAGUAAAAGUUUAGCAGGAAAAGUUAAAACAUUAUUCUACAAUAACAAGAUGUACAGUGCCUCACAAAAGUAUCCAUAACUUCUAAACUUGUUCAUUUGACACAUUUUAUCAACGUUUUACCACACAAAAUACUGCUUUGUGAGGUGGAAGGAAUAAUAUUUUUGCAAUUAGAAGUCUGACCUGUGGGAUGUUUUUAUUUAUCCCUCUCACACCCCCAUUAAUUUAUUUUGCAAAUUUUCUGAGUCGUGUCUUCCAAAUGCUGGUCUUUUCCAUUUCUCUUCAACUAAAUAACUCAAGUUUAAUCAGAUUGGUUGGAGAUGAUAUGUGGACAUCAGUUCCAAGAAUCAAGAAUAUCUUUAUUAGACCCGCAGGGGGGAAAUUUACAUUUUAGUACAGCCCAUCCAAGAACAAAAAACAUAAGACAUGGGUAGACAGGUGCCUAAGGCUGCAGUCAUGGGAGGCGCUGCCCUAGUUUUAUUUUAUUUUUAAUUUUUUUAAACCUUACUGUAAUCCUCAAUGGGAUUCGGCUCUGGACUUUGACUGGGCCAUUUUAACCAGUUUUUAUUUUCCCCACAAGAUUGUUCAGUUUUAGCGCCAUCCAAAUUCCACCCUGUGCUAAAAAUGGCAUGCCCACAGAAAGACGCUACCACCACCAUGCUUCUCCAUUGGGAUGGUGUGAUCAAAGGGAUGUUUAGGGUAAAUCUCCCAGCAUAUAGAAGGUUUAACGUUUUGGCCAGAAAGUCCAAAUUAGCUUCUUUCACCUGUCAAACAUUAACUUUGACUGUUUUAACCAUGGCUUCCUUCCAUAAAAGCCACAUUAAUAGUUGCCCAGCCUCUCAUUAUUAACGCUCUCCUUUCAUGGCUGGUCAGUUUAGGUGGAAUACUUUUCUCAGGCACUGUGUCUACUUGUUUCCCUAACGCCACAGAUUCUACUAGUGUUCCAGAUAAUCUGUGUUUUCAAGCAGUAGUCGAUGACUUUGACUGAAGCAUCUUCAGUGUCACUUUAUUUUGAAAUUCACAAGACUAAAGCUGGUCUUUUCUCUUGUCGAAUGGCUUGCUAUGUAGAAACGUAAUGCCAAACCACAUAAGACACUUUCUGGUGUUUUUUUUUAGUGAGAAGAAUGCAGUGCAGAAUUGAAGUUUUAGUGCGAUUGAUAUAUAGAUAUAAUAGAGUAGCUCCUUUUACACUCUCCAGCAGCACACCAUUUAAUGUUCAUGUAUGUCCUUAACACUGUUAAAAGGGGGAAACCUUGACAUUUCCUCUGUUUCUGAUCUUAAAAAAAAAAACAACAACUUUGAUGUUGGUCUGCUUUUAAAAGACUGAAUCUACGAUCCUCCAGGGAAGCAGAGGAUUUAGCUGAACUGCCCUUCAGAACUGCCCUCAACACUGGAAAUGUCUGGGUUUCUCUUAAAUCCUGACUCCUCCUGUUCUCAGUCCGGAUCAACGAAACUGGAUAUGAAGUUGCUUGAAAUGCAGCAGACCAGCUUAGUCCGUUUGUAGUGCGAGAUUAUUGUUUUAAAGCUUUUCAUUUAGCUUUUGGAAUCGGUUCACGCUGAGAACUUGUGGAUCAUUGCAGAGUCGUACUCAUAUAUAGCAAAGAAUGCAUCAUGUUUUGGUAGCACUAUAGAAUACAGCCUCCACUUUCCUGGAACUGAAGGUUGAUUUCCCAGAACUUGGACCGUUUUCCUACUUUUUCUUUCUCAAUAAUCAAAUCACUAUUACCUGUGAUGCACCACCAGGUGGAGCUCCUGAGCAGGGAUAGAGCAGUGCUCUCAAACAUUUUUGCUCUUAAGAAAACAUGAGCGACAUUUGUUUUUUCACGUUCUGCCAACUUUCUUUCAUUUUGGGCACAAAAUGAAGAAAGUGAGACAGAUGUAGGAAGAAAAAAUAACAAUGCCUUUCCUUUUGCUUUUGUGCACAGAAACAGGGACAGGCCAUGUACAAAGUGAGUCUUUGGCAUCAUUUUAGUAAAGAUCUCUGGAUGUCCAAUCCAUAAUUGCAUCAUGAAGUUUUUCUUUUUCUUUUAGUUCUUUGGAUUUUUGUUUUUAAAUUCCUUUUUUCACAAAAAACUGGAAUGUGAGCUGCAGAGUGUCUGAGUUAUUUUAGAGAGUCUCAAAACAUUUCAUGAACUUACCACGUACUUUCUGGAAACUACUCGGGCAUUUUUGGAAAAUUACCAGGAUUUUUUUCUGAACUUGGAAGCUAAUUUCAAUACUUUGGCGUAAUCUGUGUAUCCUUGCAGCAAUCUGGCAUCAGCUUGAUCUGCUGAUGCCAGUUUACUCCUGGACAACAAUCAGAUUCCACAAAAGUAGUUUGCAUGUUGAGCUAGGAACCUGGCAAGCGGCAAACCAGAAAAGUUCCUUUUGAGUUAUGGUAAAAUCCCAAAAAAGUACCUAGUAUACUCUUGGGAAGUGCUAGUAAGUUUGUUAUAUAGCUCAAGGUAAAGUAAUUGAGUUAUUUUUUUGUUUAUUUGGCACAGAUUCACAACAAAUCAAGGUACAAAACUGACAGAUGAUCCAAAUCCAGGAAAUCAAGCCCAUUGCAUUGAAUCACUGACUUUUGCACCAAUCCCUUAUCGUAAUCAUGCAUCGGUAGAACCCAAUAAGUGCCAUGAUGGCUCUAAGAAAGUUUCUGGUUAGUUCUGGUAAAGUAAUCUUGGCAUUCUGGGAAAGUUCAGGCUGUCCCAUGGAGUAUUACCCAUGUUUGAAAAGUGGAACAUUCUUUUUUGUUGUUGUUUUUGCCAAAUCUUUUGUUUUUGUCUGCCAUGCUCUGCCUAUGCUCACGUUUACAUUGAAAAUGGUUUGAUGUUUCUAUUUUAGUUAACCCAGUUUGAAUUCCUUUCAUUUUGGAGUUAUGAAGACUGGCCUGCUGUUCUGAAAUGCUUUUAUUUUGUUGCAUUUUUUUUUGGGUCUCCACUCACAUGGGCUCAUCACCACUUGCUUUCAUGACCCCCUCUGCUCACCAGUAGGCGAGCAUCAACCAUAGCAGCAACGAAAUCAGUAUUUUAAGCUUCUGACUGCAUGCUACAGUUAAUGUUCAGGUGUAGUUGAAGCUGCCAGAAGCAUCACAAUCACACGCUAAAAUAAAAAGCAGAGAUGGUCAUGUUGGACUGAAAGGGCAACAUCACUGAUUUGCACCAUUUCCAAAACAGAAGUGUUGUCGCUUUCCUUUCAUCUGGUGUCCUCUCUUUCAUGAAGUAUGUUGUUAACUGUGCGUUAGUAUUAUCGAAGUGUUGUCCAAAAAGCAUUUCAUCAUCAAAGUGAUUCUCAGAGUAUAAACUGUGGAACAUCUCCAUGGCUCCUGCAUCGUUUAAGAGAAAUCAAAGUAAUUCUGUCAAAGCUGUAAAACAGCUCACAUCUGACACGACGGAACUAAAGACUUUAUUAUGAUGCAAUCAUAACAUACAGUCAAUCAGUUGUAAGAAACUGCAGGUUUUAUGGAGAGUAAUUUGUCACAGGCUCCUUAUUUUUGAUUUUUUUUUUUUUCUCAGAGGAAUUUGUAUACAAAAUAAUUCAAAUGUAAAGAAACCAGAGAGUUUUUAAAAAGACAUGUCUAUUGUAAAAGAUAAUGUGAUGUACAUUUUUUAAAAUUUAAGUAAAAGAAUUGAAGGUAC